AGAAGGAGAAGCCUUGCAUCCAAAAUGCCACGCUCCUUCCUGGUCAAGAAACAUUUCAAUGCCUCCAAGAAGCCGAAUUACAGCGAGCUGGACACUCACACAGUGAUUAUAUCCCCAUACCUGUAUGAAAGCUACCCAGUCCCUAUCAUACCACAGCCAGAGAUCCUGAGCUCAGUAGCCUACAAUCCCAUUACUGUGUGGACUACAACUGGGCUGCUACCGUCUCCAUUACCCAACGACCUCUCUCCGCUUUCUGGAUACCCCUCGUCUUUGGGAAGAGUCAGCCCACCUCCACCUUCUGACACCUCCUCCAAAGAUCACGGCGGUUCAGAAAGUCCCAUUAGCGAUGAAGAAGAGAGAAUCCAGUCCAAGCUUUCAGACCCCCAUGCGAUCGAAGCCGAAAAGUUUCAGUGCAGUUUAUGCAACAAGACCUAUUCGACUUUCUCUGGGUUGGCCAAACAUAAGCAGCUGCACUGCGAUGCCCAGUCUAGGAAAUCGUUCAGCUGCAAGUACUGUGACAAGGAGUAUGUCAGCCUGGGAGCGCUUAAGAUGCACAUCAGGACCCACACGCUACCUUGUGUCUGCAAGAUCUGUGGCAAGGCUUUCUCUAGACCCUGGCUACUUCAAGGACACAUCAGAACUCACACUGGAGAGAAGCCGUUCUCCUGUCCUCACUGCAACAGGGCUUUUGCAGACAGAUCCAAUCUGAGGGCUCAUCUGCAGACCCACUCAGAUGUGAAGAAAUACCAGUGCAAAAAUUGCUCCAAAACUUUCUCCAGAAUGUCUCUUCUGCACAAACAUGAGGAAUCUGGCUGCUGUGUAGCACACUGAGUCAUGCAGUCAAUGUUUACCUGGACUCAAUGCAUUUCUCCACUCCUGUUCCAAAUGAUAAGUGGAAAUCCAAAGGCGUUUUCUCAUCUGCUUUUCAGCCAAAAAAA
Messenger RNA from Leptosomus discolor (cuckoo roller), 938 nucleotides. RefSeq names its product snail family transcriptional repressor 2 (gene SNAI2). Lineage: Eukaryota; Metazoa; Chordata; Aves; Leptosomiformes; Leptosomidae. Gene Ontology annotation, biological process: regulation of DNA-templated transcription. Gene Ontology annotation, molecular function: DNA-binding transcription factor activity, RNA polymerase II-specific; RNA polymerase II cis-regulatory region sequence-specific DNA binding. The record is from RefSeq and is a predicted model, not a curated record.